CAUUAUAUAUCAAAUUAUAAAACCCUAGCUUAGCUAUUUCUUCUCUCUUCCCAAUCCAAAGCCAUGAAAAUAAUUCACAUUUUCUCACUUCUUUUGCUACUUUGCACCAUAACAUGUUGCCAUAGCAGCAGCUUCAACGUGCAGUCCUACGGCGCGGCGGCGGGCGGCGAGACGGACUCGUCGGAGGCGUUUUUGGCCGCGUGGGCGGCCGCAUGCGCCCAUCCCGGCGGCAGCGCCGACGUGUACGUGCCGCCGGGGAGGUACGUGUUGGGGAGCGUGGUCUUCGACGGGGGACACUGCAAAAACGGCGCCGUGACGUUCAGAAUGGACGGCGCCGUUCUUGCGGCCCCCGCCGACUACCACGCGAUCGCGAGUAACCAGAGUUGGAUCCAGUUCUUCACCGUCACCGGCGUCACCGUCGUCGGCGGAACCCUAGAUGGUAGAGGCGCGAAGUUGUGGGCAUGCAAGAGCUCCCGCAAGAAAAAUUGCCCGGAAGGAACUACGACAUUGGCUUUUUAUCACUCCAGUCACAUUGGUAUUAGAGGAUUAACGUCACAAAACAGCCAAAAAUUUCACAUUUUGGUUUACGGGUCCGACAAUGUUGAAUUCCGAGACGUUACCGUCUCAGCUCCCGAUAAUAGCCCCAACACCGAUGGCAUUCACGUCCAAUUGUCCUCUAAUGUGAACAUAUAUGACUCUACCAUUGGCACCGGCGACGACUGCAUCUCCAUCGGCCCGGGCAGCUCCAACCUGUGGAUCCAGAACAUCACCUGUGGCCCGGGCCAUGGCAUCAGCAUUGGGAGUUUAGGUUGGGAGAUGGAAGAGCAAGGAGUAAAAAAUGUGACAGUUUCAGGAGCUACAUUAAGGGACACAACAAAUGGUUUCAGGAUUAAAACCUGGUCAAAGCCAAGCCAUGGUUUUGUUAGCAACAUUGUUUUUGAGCAUGGAGUCAUGCAUGAUGUCCAAAACCCCAUCAUUAUUGACCAAAACUACUGCCCUACCGGUAGUUGCACUAGACAGGGGUCGGGGGUGAAGAUAAGUGACGUGAGCUACCAAGACAUACGAGGAACAACAUCGAACAAUGUGGGAGCGAGUUUGGAUUGUAGCGCCAAACAGCCAUGCGUCGGCAUCAAAUUAAACGACGUCAAUCUCACGUCCAAAGACGGGGAAGCCCCGAAGUCCUCUUGCGCUAACGCCCACGUGACGGCGUUCCAUUCCACCGUUAAAUCAUCCAGUUGUGCCUCAACCCCAUCAUCUACUAGGAAGCUCAAGCAGUCGUAGCAUAGUAUGUAGUGUGUUGGAUUAUCAUGGGCUAGCUAUAUAUAUACACACACAUAUAUAUAAGCACCUAGAAAUUAGUUAAGGAAUGUGUUUUUUUUUUAGAUUUUUGUCUUUCUUUUGUCGAAGACUUAUAUAGUCAGUAGUUUGUAGUUUUUAGUUAUAAUAGAAUUUAAUUCAAACUUUUAUAUGGAGGAGUACAAUCUUUUUAAAUAGUGCAUGAGUUACUUUUUUUUUUGGGGGGGGGGGGGAGAAAAUAAAAGAACAUGACAUUU
This is a messenger RNA of Cuscuta campestris, 1553 nucleotides long. Lineage: Eukaryota; Viridiplantae; Streptophyta; Magnoliopsida; Solanales; Convolvulaceae. The record is from the annotation of a GenBank genome assembly.